Messenger RNA from Larimichthys crocea (large yellow croaker), 7654 nucleotides. RefSeq names its product DOT1-like histone H3K79 methyltransferase (gene dot1l). Gene Ontology annotation, cellular component: nucleus. Bases 382 to 5247 code for a protein of 1621 amino acids. Gene Ontology annotation, biological process: DNA damage checkpoint signaling; regulation of transcription regulatory region DNA binding; DNA repair. Lineage: Eukaryota; Metazoa; Chordata; Actinopteri; Sciaenidae. The record is from RefSeq and is a predicted model, not a curated record. The transcript has 29 exons. Gene Ontology annotation, molecular function: histone H3K79 methyltransferase activity.
CGGGGUGAUGUGUGUGCUCGUGCUCGGGUUGCUGCUUGGCCCACGCGCUGAGCUCACGGGUCCCGUCGGUUAGUGACGUCUGUGUCCCCUCCGCUACCAGUGGCCCCCUGCCAUAUAUAUUCAUGCCGGGCAAGAUGGCGGCGAUACGGACGAGGUGUUAUUGCCAGUGGACAUAAACAGGCGUUUUAUUCAAAAUACAAACCCGACACGGAGGCGUUUACACCCUCGGCCGUGCUGCGUGUGUAUUUACCGGGCGACGAGCGUCGACGUGUUUUUUAUCUCGCGCGUUUUCAACGUUUAUUUUCCCAACAAGAUGUUCACGUUGUAGCUCGCUCGCUAACAGAGAGCAGUCGCUAGCUAAGCUAUCUAUCACAGCGGAGAAUGGGAGAAAAGCUGGAGCUCAAGCUCAAAUCGCCGGUUGGAGCAGAACCCGCUGGCUACCCGUGGCCGUUACCAGUAUACGAUAAACAUCACGAUGCUGCUCACGAAAUCAUUGAGACCAUUCGGUGGGUGUGUGAGGAGAUCCCAGACCUCAAACUGGCAAUGGAAAACUACGUACUCAUUGACUACGACACCAAGAGCUUCGAGAGUAUGCAGAGGCUUUGUGACAAGUACAACAGGGCCAUCGACAGCAUUCACCAGCUGUGGAAGGGGACCACCCAGCCCAUGAAGCUGAACAAGCGUCCUUCCAACGGGCUGCUGAGACACAUUCUGCAGCAGGUGUACAACCACUCGGUGACAGACCCGGAGAAGCUGAACAACUAUGAGCCUUUCUCCCCUGAGGUGUACGGAGAGACCUCUUUUGACCUGGUGUCUCAGAUCAUCGACGAGAUGGAAAUGAUGGAAGAUGACACUUUUGUUGACCUCGGCAGUGGAGUGGGGCAGGUAGUGCUGCAGGUUGCAGCAGCAACCAACUGUAAACACUACUACGGCGUAGAGAAAGCAGACAUUCCAGCUACCUAUGCAGAGACCAUGGAUAAAGAGUUUAAAAAAUGGAUGAAAUGGUAUGGGAAGAAACAUGGGGAGUACACACUGGAGAGAGGUGACUUUCUGUCUGAAGAAUGGAAAGAAAGGAUCGCCAACACAAGUAUUAUUUUUGUGAAUAACUUUGCCUUUGGUCCAGAAGUAGAUCACCAGCUGAAGGAGCGCUUUGCAAACAUGAAGGAAGGUGGGAAAAUUGUAUCCUCCAAACCUUUUGCACCUUUAAAUUUUAGAAUAAACAGUCGAAACUUGAGUGAUAUUGGCACAAUAAUGCGUGUGGUGGAGCUUUCUCCACUCAGGGGCUCUGUGUCCUGGACUGGAAAGCCAGUUUCCUACUACCUGCAUACCAUAGACCGCACCAUACUUGAAAACUAUUUUGCUAGUCUCAAAAAUCCUAAACUCAGGGAAGAGCAAGAGGCAGCUAGACGACGUCAGCAGAAGGAUACGAAGGACAGUAAAAGCAAUAGCACCACGCCUACGAAACCUAAAGAACAAAACAAGCAGGACUCUUGUGGUGAGGAAGAGCGUCCUAGCUUGGUGACAGUGGUCAAGCCCUCUGCCAAACCCCGAAGAGCCCGACUCCUGUCCAAAGGUCGCAAGUUGAACAACAAGAAACGUGGUCGACCCAAGAAAGCCGCCCCGGCCGCUGAGAAGAAAAACAAGAAGAACCAGAGCGCUUUGGAUCUGCUGCACGCCAAGACCCUUUCUGCAGCACCCCCUCAGGAUGCAUACAGGCCACCUCAGAGUCCCUUCUACCAGCUACCUCCCAAGGUCCAGCACUAUCCCUCUAGUCAACUGCUGUUGAGCCCGACUCCUCCUGGUCUGCAACAACUGUUAGAUAACAUCAAAGUUCAAUACCUCCAGUUUAUGUCCCACAUGAAGACUCCUCAGUACCGCUCCAACCUGCAGCAGCUUUUAGAACAGGAGAAGCAAAAACACAGGGACCUGUCAGGGCAAGCAGAGCAGCUCCACUCUGUCUGUCAGUCACACAAGGACAAGAUCAAAGGUCUCUUUCAGACCAAACUAGAUGAGCUGGGAGUGAAAGCCUUGACUGUGGAGGACCUGCUGCAGGCCCAGAAGGAGAUAUCAGCUCACAAUCGUCAACUGAAAGAGCAGACUAAGCAGCUUGAGAGAGACAUGGCCUUGCUGAGAGACCACAGCCUGCUACUGCUGAAGUCUCGAUGUGAGGAGCUGAAGCUCGACUGGGGCUCUUUGUGUCUUGAGAGUUUGUUGAAGGAGAAACAAGCGCUACGCAGACAAAUCUCUGAGAAACAGAGACACUGUUUGGAGCUACAGAUCAGCAUUGUGGAGCUGGAGAAAAGUCAAAGGCAGCAAGAGCUGCUUCAGCUCAAGUCCUACAGCCCCUGUGAGGGUUCCCCAUACAGGAAGAGCCUGGAAUCGCGCUCUUCCACAGACAUGGACUCCUCUAAGCAUGGCCUGUCGUCAGCCCCAGCCCUCAACGGUGUCAGCCCAGAGCUGUCUGUCAACGGCACCAGCUCACCCUGUUUUGACCGGGCCAACACCAAGGGCGAGCUUCUUUCUCGCUACUUGCCCAUCUCCCCGGACCACGAGAUUGUACCUGCCACCCCUGAUGCCCGUCAGAGGCAGCAAAGUUCCUCGUAUGCUCUUCCAGAUUACACGCGCUUCUCCCCUGCCAAGAUUGCCUUGCGGAGGCAUCUUAACCAGGACCCUACUGCCUCUGCUCACUUGAGAGGUCCACUGACCGCACACAGGGAAUUGGGUGGUGUUAACUCACCACUUGGAGCCAAACAAAACUGCCCCUCUCCGAAUGCAUCUGAUGCCCAGAAUACUCCUAAAAGUUCUGAGAGGGGCGGUAAGGAGAGGAGCCCCUCUGUUCAGGGUGACAACAGCAUUACGAGCCUUCCAAUAAGUAUCCCUUUGAGCACUGUCCACCCAAGUAAACUACCAGUCAGCAUCCCUCUGGCCAGUGUGGUGCUGCCCAGUCGUGCUGAGAGACUGAGAAGUACUCCCAGUCCUGUGUUUCAGGCAGGUCAGACCAACGGAUAUUCAGGGCUGAUGAAUGGAGGUCCCCACCCUGAGGACCAUAACGGUGCUUCUUCAUCACCUCCUCCACACAGCAACACUCUUUUGACAGGACCAAUGGGCCGUGGAGGUCCCAUCCAGAGCCCCCCACUGAGCACUGGAGGGGUGCUCCAGUAUGCAGAUGGACCGCCGAGAAUUCUUCCAGAAGACGGACAGGAUCACCAGGGAGGUGAAUCCGACACGGAGCCCCAGGACAGUGAUCUGCGGAGGAGAAUCUUCUUCUCGUCCUCCUCCUCUUCGUCAUCGUCUUCCUCUUCGUCAGGUAGCGGAGGCAGCGUGGCCGGGGGAUCACGCCUCCACCAUCACACCGGCAACUCAGCCAAGCAGGGAUACCACAGUAACCAUGGAAACCACCACCACCAGUCCCCCGGCACACAGCACACUCACCCGCCCAUGCACACGUCGUCAUCACACUCCUCUCACAGCCUUGGCUCUCAAGAGGGACGCAAGCGGGGGAGAAGGAAGCGCAGCUCUGCGAUGGCUGUCACAGCCAGCGGAUCCCCAAAGAGGAGGUCAUUCCCCGGGCUCAGCUCCAACAACCACUCCUCAGGAUCGCCACUCAACAUUAACUCCAUGGUGAACAACAUAAACCAGCCUCUGGAGAUUUCUGCCAUUUCCUCCCCAGAACAAUCAAGCCGAAGCCCAAAUGGGCCGGACCUGGACCAGCCUCCCAUCUUGAAGAGAGAGCGCCCCCUUGAGCUCAACGGCACAGGUCGCUACUCCUCAGCCCCCAGCUCUGAUGACGAGGACUCAGGAUACCCUGCAGACAGCAGAAUUGAAAGAAAAAUUGCCACUAUAUCUUUGGAGAGCCGAGAUGGACCUGGUAGACUUGGGGAUAGUGAAAGAGGCAGGAAAUCUGGUACUAGCAGUGGCAACAGCACAGGCAGUGAGGCCUCCUCAUCCUCGUCCUUGUCCUCUACCAGCAAGUGGAAAUCCACCUUUUCACCCAUUUCUGAUCCCAAGCAACCCAACUCUGACCUGAGACAGGGGGGUUCUCCAUUCGGCAUGGGGGGGUCAAGCCGGGGCACAGACUCAGACUCUGACCACAAACAACAGCAUCAACAGGUUAGGAAAGGGAGUGACGGAGAGUCGUCCAGCUACAUGACCACCAACCCCUUCCUCAGUCAGGAGGCAGGGACCCGGGGUGGAGGCGGCAGUGCCGGUGCCCAAGGAGGCGGCGGUUCAGACCAACGCCAGGCUCUCCAGAAGCAGAAGACCCCUCGCGACUGGGAGAUGAAGACGAGCAGCAGCCUGGCCAGUCAGAACCUCUUCAUAUCUGCCGCCGCCAGCAGUGGAGGAGGCAUACUGAGCGGGAAGGUGGGAGGCAGUCCUGUAGCAGUUUCCUCAACCACAGGAGCAUCUGUGGGACAGUACCUGGGCUCUCAGUUCCCACUUGGAGGGACCUCAGUCUUACAGUCUUUGUUCGGGGCCCAGACAGGCGGAUCCACGGUGAGUGGGACCCCGCGGCUCGUCAAUGGACACUCUGCCCUGGGAAGCUUCUCCAGUGCUGGGCUGGCAGGGGGAGCGGCUGGAGGUAUAUUUCACCACGUGGUUCCCACAGUGUCCUCCCAUCAGUUUGGGGCGACGCUGCCCGCCUCUGGAGGCCUCAGCUCUCUGCUCAGUCUCUCCUCCUCUUCCUCUACCUCCUCCCAAACCCAGCAUCACACCACUCCCCAACCAGCCUCCACGCGCCUGGCCUCCGUGUCCUCACCUCUGCCCCACUCCCUGUCCCAGGCCCAGCACAGCCGCAUCCAGUCAGUCCUGCAUAGCCCUUCUCCUCCCACGCUCUCCCUGCCCCCACCUCCACCCCUGCACAGCGCUCCCUCCUCGUCCUCGACACCCACGCACUCUGAUGCCCCGACAUCCUCUCGAUCUGACUCCCUCCACUCCUCCCGUCUGUCCCACUCCUCUCUUCACCACCAGAGAGCACAGUCAUCCCUCUCUCUCUCCAUCUCCUCCUCCACCUCUGCCUCCUCUGCUUCUGUCUCUGCUGCCGCAGCUGCUUCCCUCUCCUCCUCUUCCUCCUCGUCCCCCUCCUCUCUGUCAACCUCCUCGUCUCGUCCAUUCGCAGUGCACUACUCCCCACGGCUGCCCCCUCCACCACCGGCCAGCAGCUCAGGUGGUGGCGGGAGCAUGUGGAGGACUCAGGGCAUGCAUGGUACCUACACCAGCUCCCAGCUCCCUGGCUCCCGACCUAGAUAGGGUUUGGGGGUUAGGGGAAGCAGUUAGGGGGGAAUGGGGUGGAGAGGGGAAGGGCGAAGGGCAAUCAGGGUGGAAAGGGGGAGCGAAUGAGAGAGAGAGACUGGUAGGGAGUGAGAGAUACAGGAUAGCUGUUUUCUCUGAGCUCCCACGAGCUGUUGUUCUGAUUGAACAAGGUAAUUGAUGAAAACUACCUCAACAUUAAAUAAACUAUGCAAAUGUCCAGGUGUGGACCAAGGCACUCUCCUCACUCACUGGUGCUUCAAAACGUCUGCACUACCCAACCGCCUCCAAGACCGGCUUCUGUACUGGGAUCACACACACACACACACGCAAAUACACACACACACACAAAUACACAAAGCAAAUACACAAAGCACCACUAUGGUCACCUUGAGCAGAAUUCACAGGUACUGGUCACGUUCAUGUGUGGAGUGUUGAAAUAUUGUUAAAAUAUAGAAAUCAGUACCGGCUGCUGUCCAGCACUGAACGAGCGGAAUCAUCCAAGAUGUCUGAUUUAACAUUGAGGUGCUCAGUAGUUUGAUAUUUUGUUAUUUUGUCUGUCUUCGUCAUCAUCAUCAAAGCAACCAGUGCUCAGCAGACAUUUUUAUUAAUUUAACAACAGAUCGAAGCACACAGUCCACCUUUUUUUAAGCUGAAUGUCAUCAAGAGUCACGUUCCCUCCAAAGUUUCACAUCACAGACAAACACACACAGACCAGUUCACUGAACUCUGCUCAGUUGUCAUGCAGUUCGCCUCUCUGCACGUGUGCUCUCUUAUCUCUGUUUUCUUCCUUCAGUGAAAUCCAAUAUUUGUUGCAACAGAGUUAAAAAAAGAAAAAAAGAAACAAGAUGAGGAACUUUUGGUCUAACUUCACACUGGAUAGUAAGAUACAGUUACUCGUGCAGCAGAAGAUGUACAAGUCCUGGCUGGUUUGUUGACACCCCUUAAACUCUGGUUAUGUUGAUGAUUUACGAUAUUUUUAUAUUUAAGAAAAUAAAAAGUGACAAAAGUUGUACAAAAAUUGUAAAAUGCUCUUCUGUCUGUGCCUGUUUGGCACACAAAACUAAUAUUUCCUCUCUCUCUUUUUUUUUCUUUUUUUGCUACUAACUGGCUCAAAACCAAUUCAGUUCACAUUAUGAGUGAUUAAAAUAAUUCUUCAGGUGUGCUUCAGUAUUUCUCUUCUAAUAUCAGAUAUUUAACAUAUCAAUGAAAGUAUGUGUUUACUUAAAAUUAGCUUUUUGUGACAGUCAUCAGACGUAUGUAAUGUUCUCUAAACGAAGCGGACUGAAGAAUGAAGUUCGAAUACGCGACAAUGUUCCGAGUAGUGAAUUAGCAACAUUUCAAGGGGUGCCAAUAAUGCUGAGCAGAGCUGAGUACAUUUUCAUUAAAAAAAAAACAAAAACAAAAAAAGACCCCAUGAAAUUAAUUUAAUGAGAUGGUGCUCUCUGUAGACGCUCUUUAGUAGAAGAGUCGUGGCUACGCUGUUUAGUGCUUUAGUGAAGCUCAAUCCAGGUGUAAACGAAAUACAGAUUAAACUCCUUUUUGUAUUUAUUAACAUUUUUCUUCUUCAAGUCAAAUUUGGGUAAAAAUCACACUACCAUGUGAGACCGCAGCAGGAAUUUUUAACUCUUCUUAAGCUAAACAUAUUCAUAUUUAUCUCUGCUGUUGGGACGUGCAGGUUUAAGCAAACGUUUAGGACUCACAUGUGGUCACACACUCAUGCAUGCAAAUCCUCACACACACACUUCACACUGAGAAAAACAGUUAACCAUAACCACAACAAACUACUGGACUCUCUUCACACCUUUUUGUUUGCUUUUUUUUAAUAAUUAUUAUUAUUAUUGUGUAAUUUUUUGUAAACAAUGUUUGUACUGUGAAUGUGAUCCAUUCUCUGACUGUAAAGUUGUGUAUAAUUUAGAUUAUUAUAUUUAUGCCGUCAGUCUCUCCAUUUGCUUCUUUUCUUUUUUUUUUCUUUUUGUUUUGUUUUGUUUUGUUUUUUUUUAAAUCCUGAAAUGUGUUGACAUGGUAGAAUGCAAUAGUGUGUGUACUUGACUCACAGUCUGAAAACAAUGGUGCUACCUUUGGACUGUACCUGAUCUUAUUUAUUCUAUAGUGAAAACAUCAAAACAAAUCGAAUACUUGGUGCUGUACACAGGGACAUUUGUAAAGCCUCUUUUUUUUUUUUUUGGCAUUUCCUUUCUCAUAUUUAAUAUGUUAUUUGUCUUUAAAUGCCUAGUGUACAACUGUAGACACCACCUUUUUUUUUUUCUUUUUUUUAACGAUAAAACUACUCCAGCCACAGCUGGCUCAGAGUAAACAGGUAUGAGGACCUCUGUUCAUGUUUCUCACGCCAUAGAUUUAAACAUAAGUCGGCACGCUUUGCUCUCAAAAGCGAGCUGAUUAUCUG